GGACUCCCUGUAUUAUGCAUUUUCAGUAGGCUUAUUUUUGCUGUUUUCUAGUCUGACUUCCCAGAGCUGGUCCUGACAGAGGAGGAGAAGCAGCUUCUGGAGAAAGAAGGUGUUACAUUACCAACCUGUCUGCCACUGACCAAAGCUGAGGAGCGAGUUCUGAGGAAGGUGCGUCGUAAGAUUCGGAACAAGCAGGCAGCUCAGGACAGUCGUCGCCGGAGAAAGAUCUAUGUGGAUGGCCUGGAAAACAGGGUGGCAGCCUGCACAGCUGAAAACCAUGAACUGGAGAAGAAGGUGCAGCAGCUGCAGAAGCAGAACAUGUCACUGCUCAGGCAGUUACAGAAACUGCAGGCCUUGGUGGGACGGUCCGCCCCCAAAACUACCAGAAGAAAAACCUGCACCAUGAUCGUGGUUCUGUCCUUCUGCCUCAUUCUGUCCCCCAGCAUCCGCUUGCCCGGGAGCGUAGAGCCACAGCGGGAGCUCAAGGUGCUGUCACGGCAGAUCCGCGAGCUUCCCAACCAAGGAGCACCUGAUGUGCAGCAUGACACUGAGCUGGAGGGCUUCAGCCCUGACCCUGGAGACUCCUUGCUAUCGGGCAACCUCAGUCAGUCAUGGGAAGAGGGGCAGAGUCCACUUAACUCCAGUCCCAGAUCUUUCAACAGCAACUCAUCCUCUGAUCCUCCGGCAGCAGCCGGCUCCAAGCCAGGCCCGCCCCAGAGUGACCCUUUGCCAGCAGCAGUGCUGGUGCCAUGGAAAUCCAAGGGUCAGGAGUGGGUAGAACACUCUGACAGAGUUCUCAUUCAGCAGCACCAUGCCAAUGAGAUGUGACCAGUGCUGCAUCCUGCUCCUUGGGAUGAUACUGGGCAUCCUGUGGAGCAGGGACAGAGUUGCACUAACAGAUUAUCUAUCCAAGCAGUUUCUUCUCAAUACUCUCCUCAUUGCCAGCAACUCAGAGGGUUUACCAGGGAGGAAUCAAUCUGACAUUUUUUAUCAGACUCCAUCUGAGAUGGGACAGGAAAUUCUGAGAACUUCACUAUGCCUGCUGAUGUGGCUACCAGAGUGCACCUGGUGACUUGUGGGGAUGGGCUGUGGCAGGGAGAGUGGAGGCAGUCCGUCUGAGGUGCCAGUACUUGCUCUGACUGGAUGCAGCUGCCAGUGCAGGCCACUGCCCUGCUUCUUCACUGCCCAGCUGGAGAUGAACAGGCACUUCUUAGUCUGUGUUGGGGCCCCAAACAUAUGUUCUAUGUCAGUGCCCUUUAAUCCUACAGUGCUGCCUGAUUUCUAGGUGUGAGGGAGCAAUUUGACCUUCAUUGCUCUCACGGGAGUAGUCCUGCGUGCUGCUGCGACAGACCCAGCAUGUCGCCUGUUCCUGCUAGCUUUUGAGCCAUGGCCACAGCUCCCAGCCUGGCUGGAGAAGGUAAUGCAGAGUCCUUCCUGAGCCAUGUGUGCUGUUUGCCUACCGUAAGGGCUGAGCCUUUCAUCUGCUGCAGGCUUUUGGGCUUCAGGGAGCAGGCAUGCCUUGAGCCAGACUGCUGAGGCAGCAUGUUCAGAGAGCAGCAGAGCUGCUUGCUCCUCUGAAGGCUUUCCUGGCCACAGGACAGUUUCAAAGCCAUGUCCUUGUGUGCCCAAGCCUUGCUGUGCUGGCUGGUGAUGCAGUCAAUGAUUGUGGGUCAAACAGAAACACUUUGAGCUGGUGAGCCGUGUCUUUGCCAGCGUGCAGCUUAGUGGUACCUGUAGAGAUCUCCUCAUCCUACUGCAGGACAUUCCAUAGAGUCAUAUAGAAUGGUUUGGAUCGGAAGGGGCCUCUAAAGGUCAUCUCGUCCAGUUCUCCCUGCAAUGAGCAGGGAUAGCUUCAAAUUGGAUCAGAAUAAUAAUGAAUAGCUUCCUUAUUAAUAGAGUCUAAAUAAAUAUUAAUGGUGUGUGA
Messenger RNA from Passer montanus (Eurasian tree sparrow), 1924 nucleotides. It is a transcript of the gene CREB3, whose product is annotated as cAMP responsive element binding protein 3. The transcript is spliced from 6 exons. Gene Ontology annotation, molecular function: RNA polymerase II cis-regulatory region sequence-specific DNA binding; DNA-binding transcription factor activity, RNA polymerase II-specific. Bases 319 to 828 code for a protein of 169 amino acids. Gene Ontology annotation, biological process: regulation of transcription by RNA polymerase II. Gene Ontology annotation, cellular component: nucleus. Lineage: Eukaryota; Metazoa; Chordata; Aves; Passeriformes; Passeridae. The record is from RefSeq and is a predicted model, not a curated record.